Molecule: messenger RNA, 2321 nt
Organism: Abrus precatorius (Indian licorice)
Lineage: Eukaryota; Viridiplantae; Streptophyta; Magnoliopsida; Fabales; Fabaceae
Product: pentatricopeptide repeat-containing protein At2g03880, mitochondrial
Exons: 3
Coding region: 20-1921 (633 amino acids)
Biological process (GO): RNA modification
Molecular function (GO): protein binding; zinc ion binding; RNA binding
Source: RefSeq, a predicted model, not a curated record
UAACUAGUGAACCGAACCCAUGAAAGGUGUUUCAAAGUACUUACAAUUGUUGCAUUGUCGUUCAUACAAUAGUUGCUCAUCUCUUGCAUCCACACGCUAUGUGCCCACAGAAACAACUGGGUCAUUACUCAACCUCUGCUACCAAAGAGACCUUCCCAGAGCCAUGCAUGUCUUGGACUCCAUGGAAGGACGCAGAGUCUGGGCCGAUGCUAUCACCUAUUCUGAGCUCAUCAAGUGUUGCUUGGCUCUCGGGGCUGUCAGUGAAGGCAAGCGCGUUCAUCACCACAUAUUCUCAAAUGGGUACCAACCAAAAACCUUUUUGAUCAACACCCUUCUCAAUAUGUAUGUCAAAUUCAACCUCUUGGAGGAAGCGCAUCUACUGUUCGAUAAAAUGGCUGAACGAAAUGUUGUUUCGUGGACUACUAUGAUAUCUGCUUACUCUAAUGCUAAACUCAAUGAUAGGGCUAUGAGGCUUUUGGUUCUUAUGCUUAGGGAAGGUGUCAUGCCUAACAUGUUUACUUUCUCUUCUGUUUUGAGGGCGUGUGAGGGGUUGUCUGACCUUAAACAGCUUCAUUCUUGCAUAAUGAAAGUGGGGUUGGAGUCUGAUGUCUUUGUUCGCAGUGCGCUUAUUGAUGUUUAUUCGAAACUGGGUGAAUUGUUGGAAGCUCUUAAUGUUUUUCGUGAGAUGGUGACCGGAGAUUCUGUUGUAUGGAACUCCAUCAUUGCUGCUUUUGCUCAGCACAGUGAUGGGGAUGAGGCUUUAUACCUCUACAAGAGCAUGAGGAGAGGAGGCUUUCCGGCCGAUCAGUCAACACUCACGAGUGUUUUGAGAGCAUGUACUAGUUUGUCGUUGUUAGAGCUAGGGAGGCAGGCUCAUGUUCAUGUGCUGAAGUUUGAUCAAGAUCUCAUUCUUAACAAUGCACUUUUGGAUAUGUAUUGUAAAUGUGGUAGUUUGGAAGAUGCGAAGUUCAUUUUCAAUCAUAUGGCUAAGAAGGAUGUUAUCUCUUGGAGCACCAUGAUUGCUGGGUUAGCCCAAAAUGGUUUCAGCAAGGAAGCACUCGGUUUAUUUGAGUCCAUGAAAGUCCUUGGUCCAAAACCAAAUUAUAUCACAAUACUUGGGGUUCUGUUUGCAUGUAGUCAUGCAGGGCUAGUAAAUGAAGGUUGGAACUAUUUUCAAUCUAUGAAGAACCUUUAUGGGGUAGAUCCUGGAAGAGAACACUAUGGUUGCAUGCUUGAUCUUCUUGGAAGAGCUGGGCAGCUUGAUGACAUGGUUAAGUUAAUUCAUGAAAUGAAUUGUAAGCCAGAUGUUGUGACAUGGAGGACUCUGCUUGAUGCAUGCAGGGCUCAUCGGAAUGUGGAUUUAGCCACAUAUGCUGCUAAGGAGAUACUAAAAUUGGAUCCACAGGACACGGGAGCCUAUGUAUUGUUAUCUAAUAUUUAUGCAAAUUCGAAAAGGUGGAAUGAUGUUGCAAAAGUUCGAAGGACUAUGAGAAUAAGGGGAAUAAAAAAAGAACCUGGAUGUAGCUGGAUUGAAGUCAAUAAGAAAAUACAUGCUUUUAUUUUGGGAGAUAAAUCACAUCCUCAAAUAGAUGAGAUCAAUAGACACUUGAACCAGUAUAUUUGUAAACUAACUGGUGCUGGAUAUGUUCCUGACACAAAUUUUGUACUACAAGAUCUUGAAGGGGAACAGAGAGAAGACUCCCUUCGAUACCACAGUGAGAAACUGGCAAUUGUGUUUGGUAUCAUAAGCUUGCCGAAGGAGAAAACUAUUAGAAUAUGGAAGAACCUAAAGAUCUGUGGAGAUUGUCAUAUAUUCGCAAAACUUCUAUCAAAGUUAGAGCAGCGGCACAUUGUAAUUAGAGACCCUAUUCGAUAUCAUCAUUUUCAAGAUGGGGUCUGCUCAUGUGGUGACUAUUGGUAGCAGAUGAGAAGCACACAAGACAAAGACAGAAUCUACGACUACCAUUGGGAUCAAAACUGCAUAUUUAAAUUUACAAACAGCUCCUAGUUAUAGAAGAAUGAAGUUUGCAGUAGUGGCAUUGCUUUUAGUUAAUAUAUUAGACAGGUUGACUUGUGAUCCAAAGUCCAACCGUCCUGGGAAUUCCAAUAUUCAAGUCCUCUUGACAGGCUAAGAGCCAUUUAGCCAUCCUUUUUGCGUUUUAAAGUCACUCAACAGCUUUGGAAUUAGCUUUUUCAGCAGCAACAUUUUUGUCAAGAUUCUAUACUUUAAUUUCUAGCUACAAAUUUAGAGGCUUUGACAGAUGAGGGUAUAAUUUGUUGGCACUGAGCUCUCUAUGCAGGGUCAUGGUCUUUAUCUAUGG